This is a messenger RNA of Peronospora matthiolae, 1977 nucleotides long. NCBI's taxonomy places the organism in Eukaryota, Oomycota, Peronosporomycetes, Peronosporales, Peronosporaceae. The record is from the annotation of a GenBank genome assembly.
AUGAAGUUCUGGCUGUACUCGAGCGCGAGUCUCGCGGCGUGCGUGGGGCUCCUCUGCUACACGUACGCGACGCGGGAGCACUUCUACCCGUCGGUGAUCUACCUCGUGACGUCCAAGGUCAGCGUCUUGGUGCUGAGCAACGCGGCGCUCGUGCUGACGACGCUCUUCGGGCGACUGGUCCAGUCCUUUUUCCUCGGGGCCCUGCGGGAAGUCGAAGUCGAGCUGCUGCACGAAAACGUGCGCUACGCUGUGACUGAGACAUGUCUAGCGCUGACGAUCUUUCGGGAUGAGAUCUCGUUCCACGUGAUGGCGCUGUUCACGGCGCUCGUGUUCCUCAAGAUUUUCCACUGGCUCGCGCAGGCUCGGAUUGAAUUUAUCGAGCAGACGGAUACCGUCUCUCGGUCAACGCAUGCACGACUGUCGACACUCAUGGCUGUGCUUGCUGUGGUGGAUGUGGCCUUUGUGGUCUGGUGCUCGCUCGAAAUUAUGGAGACUGGGCCUUCGGUCUUCAUCCUGUUCGGAUUCGAGUUCCUCAUUUUGCUGGUGACUAUCGUGGCCUUGUCCUUGCGCUACGUGCUGUAUGCGGUGGACCUUCGGAUGAACGGUGCCUGGACAAACAAGUACACGUACCUCUUUUACUUGGAGCUCGUGUCCGAAGUGGUAAAGCUUGUCGUGUACUUGAUCUUCUUUAUGCUGAUCUUCGCGUACUAUGGCAUGCCACUGCAUAUCGUGCGUGACCUCUGGGUUUCCUUCAAGAACUUACAACGACGCAUUUCGUCGUACUUCCGCUACAGAAAAAUCACCGCUCAUCUGAAUGAACGCUUCCCGAAUCCGACGGAGUUGGAGCUUCAGGAAAUGGACAGGACGUGCAUUAUCUGUCGGGAGGAAAUGACCCCAGAAGUUUGCAAGAAGCUACCGUGCUCACAUAUCUUUCACGUUAACUGUCUUAAAAUGUGGGUGCAGCGCCAGCAGACGUGCCCCACGUGCCGAUCCACCAUUCCGACUGGGCCCCGUCACCCCGACCCUAUUACUAGUCCUGGAGGAGUAGCGGCUCGUGUUGCAAGACCCGGAGCCGACGAUAAUAAUGCAGCUCAACCGGCAGCAGAAGGGAGAGGUAAUGCUCAAGAGCGUGCUGCGCCACGCUUCCGUUUUGGGGUAGCGUUCGGACGUGCAGCUCCGCCAUCAAGUCAACCCGAAGCUCCUAGUGCGACAACUCCUGGAGCUGCUCAAGACACUACACCCCCAGGGUACGGUGGCAUUCCUGCAGCCACCGCUGGCAACCCUUUUGCUCCUGGUUAUUCGAACCCGUACAUGUUCCCGAUGAUGUUUGUUCCUGGAAUGGGGUCGCCUUUCGGCUACGGGAUGCCGGGAGCGUAUGGCAUGAUGCCGGGCAUGUCACCGCUGGGCCACAUGCCAGCUCAGUCCCAGCAAGGUGUGCAGCAGCCAGCGAUGGACCCAGACGGAAUUCAGCAACAGAUAAAUUUUCUGCAUGAACAGCUCGCGAUGCUGCAAGCAUCAGCGGCACAGGCAAGCACUUUACAGCCGACUGGCGCGGUAUCGCAACAAACGACGCUGGCGUCCUCCGUGUCAAUAGCACAGUCGCAUACCAGUGCCCCUCCUGUCCAAGCGUCUCCACAAAUAUCUGCACCUACGGCGUCUGCAGCUUUCCCAGCUCCAGCAGUUGCUACUGGGCAAGCUUCAACUGCAGUAGGCGCCGGUACGAGUACAGAGAGCCCGAGGGAAUCUUUGGACGAAAAGCGUUCAGCUCUCUUGCCGUCUCAGGAACAAGGAAGUCUAUUGCCAACUGAUGGUGCUCAUGAGCCAUCAACAUCGCUUCCUGUGACGUCCACAAUUCCAUCGGCUUCGGAGUCAGAGGUGGACCGCCGCAGAGAAGAGUUGCGCCGUCGCUACAACCGUAUUUACGGCACGUCUUCGAACUCUGCUGCUACAAACGAUGGCGAGACGAAGACCGACUAA